AUGUCCGAAUACUGGAAAUCAACCCCCAGAUAUUGGUGCAAACACUGUAGCAUCCAUGUUCGCGACACCAAGUUCGAACGUCAGAAUCACGAAGCUACAGCCAAGCAUCAAGGAAACCUGAAGCGUUUCUUGCGAGACUUGCAUCGCAACCAUGAAAACGAGCUACGGGAGAAGGAGCGAGCUAAGCGUGAGAUUGAACGGCUUAAUGGCGUUGUUACCAACACAACCUCGGAUCAGGGCCCAAGUACUGCGCCAAACAGGAUACCCCCCUCGAUGACGACACAAGCUACCAAUACUCAGCGAAAACAACAAUGGGAACAACUUGCUGAAAUGGGAAUUGACGUCCCCACCGAACUGAGAGGGGAUUUGGCCAUGGCUGGUGAAUGGACCGUUACCAAAACGAAGGUCAUUAGCGACACAUCGAAGUCGGAUGACCCAGACGCGAAACCCGAGAACAUCGAUGCGAUCGCAUCGGGCGUGCGUAAGCGACCAAAACCUGAAGAAGAUGAGGAUGAAGGACAAGAGGAAGAAAACGCCGUUAAUAGUCUAUUCAAGAAGCCUAGGAGAUGGGGUCGCGAUACGAAACAGGCUCCAGAAGAUGACGCAGAGCUGGAUGCGCUGCUUGGUGGGACUUUAACGAAAUUGAUCAAACCCGAUAUACAACCGCACGAUUCAACUAAGAAAGAGGACGAUUCGGUGGGCACCGAUACAAUAGAAGAGUCAUCAUCAAAAGUAAAAAACGAGGACAAAGACGAUCAGCCUCUAACGGACAUCAAACCAGCAGCUGCCGAAGACGUUGAUGCCCCUCCAGUCAAACAAGAAGAAGACACGCAAGGCGGAGCACCUGCUGUAGUCUUCAAGAAGCGAAAACCUAAGCACAUUCGACAAAGGUAA
Hypoxylon fragiforme is the source of this 894-nucleotide messenger RNA. RefSeq lists its product as uncharacterized. The record is from RefSeq and is a predicted model, not a curated record. The coding region runs from base 1 to 894 and encodes 297 amino acids. The transcript has a single exon. Lineage: Eukaryota; Fungi; Ascomycota; Sordariomycetes; Xylariales; Hypoxylaceae. Gene Ontology annotation, molecular function: zinc ion binding; RNA binding. Gene Ontology annotation, biological process: mRNA splicing, via spliceosome. Gene Ontology annotation, cellular component: precatalytic spliceosome.